CAACUUUGAACCCUCCACCAGCUGAGCAGGCCCCUGGGUCCAGGCAGGCCUGUCCCACUCCAGAGCCAGGAGCUGCAGCUGUCCCACAACCCAUUCCCUGGCUCAGGUCUCAGCGCCAACCUUUCCUCCUGGGUCACCUGUGCUACGCUUAACUUACAUUACACAGGAGCUGUAACAAGCAGCCCUGUAACAUCAGCCAUAUAAAGGCAAUACUCACCUACCACACUGAUCCUGGAAGUGGCGGUGAUGCCAAGGAAUUGCCCUGAAUGUAGUGCUUGUCCCAAACUUCUCCAAGCUGCGGGAUCAACCCCUCCGAGGCUCCGUGGGCCCUUGGGAUUUGCUAGGAGCAAUACAGCCAGCAGGCGGGCUGGGUGAAGCUCUCAUCCCACCCCUCCCUGUGCCCAGGAGGCCUGGGGAAAAGGCAAGGGGUGCUCCUCAGCCUGCCUGAGCAGCACAAAUGUUGGACAGAGAAAUACUCUUCACGUCCCAGCAGGCUGGGGAGGGAGUGCAGUGCCCUGGGGAGAGAGAACCCGCUCAGGGGUGAGGGAGGGGUCCCUCCUGGGGAGCUGCAGCCAUGGGGACCGAGCUGUCCCAGCGGGAUUGUGCAAACUCCCAGCUCCGGGAGCUGAACUCGCUCCGUAUCUCGGCGCUGCACUUUGCCCCCGGCUGCCGUGACCUCACGCCGGCUCCCCGGGCAGCGUUUAAAGUCCAGGCAGAGCGGUGCCGCUGCCUCCUGCCCAAGCAGCUCAUCCCCGCCGCCGCCGCUGCCCCUCGGCCUGCCCGGCUCGGGCUCGGGCCUGCAGCAUGCGGCUGCUGCUGCGGGCAGCGCUCCUGUGCCUCACCCUGCGCCUGGGGCACGGCUCCGAGGAGGCAGCGCCCGGCAGCCCCGGCCAGCAGGACUCCCAGGCAGUGUCAUCCUACUCCGACUGGGGCAUCGACACCAUCCGGGAUGGCUUUGAGACGGUGAACAGCUACUUCGACUCCUUCUUGGAACUGCUUGGGGGGAAAAACGGAGUCUGUCAGUACCGCUGUCGAUAUGGGAAGGCUCCCAUGCCACGGCCUCACUACAAACCCCAAGAACCCAACGGCUGUAGCUCCCAUUUUCUGGGGCUCAAGCUAGACUUGGGCAUCCCUGCCAUGACCAAGUGCUGUAACCAGCUGGACAUUUGUUAUGACACCUGUGGGGCCAACAAGUACCGCUGCGACGCCAAGUUCCGCUGGUGCCUCCACUCCAUCUGCUCCGACCUCAAGCGCAGCCUGGGCUUUGUCUCCAAGGUGCAAGCCUGUGAAUCCAUGGCAGACACGGUGUUCAACGCUGUCUGGACCCUGGGCUGCCGGCCCUUCAUGAACAGCCAGCGGAGCGCCUGCAUUUGCAGCGAGGAGGAGCGCGAUGAGCUGUGAGCAAGAGCAGCCACCCAGUGUCUGUGAGCCGCUGCCAGCGCCCCUCUGCAGCACAGAGACUCCUGUCAGCCCCUGGGAUGGGCACCUGGGCUGCUGCCAGCGCCCCUCUGCAGCACAGAGACUCCUGUCAGCCCCUGGGAUGGGCACCUGGGCCAAGGCACACAUCCACAGCAGCCUCGGGGCAGGGCAGGGCAGAGCCAGCCCAUGGACAGAGGGCAGCUGUGCCUGCUGCCUGCUGCAGAUGCAGUUCCACAGCCCCAGCGCCCCUUCCCAAGCCAGUUCUCUCCAAAGCAAGCAGGAUGCAGUGCUGCUUAUAAACAGGGGACUUACCUUAAAUACAUACUAUUGCCUCCCCCCACCCUGUAACUCUCUAAUUUGCAGUGCAAGGCAGUAGGUUUCUGCAAGCCCUGUGAAAUUCCCAGUCCGUGGAUAUGCUAUGUACGUUUUUGCACUGCUGGUGACAGACUGAAGAGGGGUAAUUUUCUUUCAGUACAUUGCUCACACCCAUCCCUGACACUUUCCAUCCUGUCAUUACACACUCUGACAACCCUGUGUAUUUAAAUACUUGGUGGACCCUAAACUGA
Molecule: messenger RNA, 1985 nt
Organism: Pyrgilauda ruficollis (rufous-necked snowfinch)
Lineage: Eukaryota; Metazoa; Chordata; Aves; Passeriformes; Passeridae
Gene: PLA2G12B
Product: phospholipase A2 group XIIB
Exons: 4
Coding region: 805-1401 (198 amino acids)
Biological process (GO): phospholipid metabolic process; lipid catabolic process; triglyceride homeostasis
Cellular component (GO): extracellular region
Molecular function (GO): calcium ion binding; A2-type glycerophospholipase activity
Source: RefSeq, a predicted model, not a curated record